AUGGGCGUGCCGGCGGUCGUGAUCGAUAAUGGGUCUGGCUUCAUCAAGGCUGGGUUCGGGGGCGAUCAACAUCCUUCAACCAUAUUUCCGAGCGUUAUUCAAUAUCCCACGAGAUCACCAUUAGACGUGCAGCUAAAUACUAGUGGAUGGCAAUCGGUCUACAACAUCGGCCAUGCGGUCAACCCUGAUCACCCGAUCCCGGGAUUCCAGCGUAUCCGUCGACCUCUCGAUCCAUACGGCAUGAUCCAGACAUGGGACGACAUGGACAAAAUAUGGAGACACACUUACAAAGAAAUCGGCGCCAACCCGUCCUCGCACCCGGUGAUUAUGACCGAGCCGGGAGUCCACGCUCCCAAAGACCAACGCCUCCGCCAAACAACCUACGUCUUUGAAAGCCUCCACGCCCACUCUUACUUCACCACAACCCCUGCCCUCCUGUCCUCCUACGCCGCCAACCUGCCGACGGCCCUCGUGGUCGACUCGGGCCACACCGCGACCUCGAUCCUCCCGGUCCGCGACUUCGCCCCUCUCCACGCCCUCGCCCGGCGCUGCGAGGUUGCGGGCCAGGCGGUGGACGAUUGGCUCGCGCACACACUCCGCGCCGACGAGCACGUCCACUUCCCCUCCAACGGCGCCGCCGACGACUUUGUCAGGCUGGCGAAGUUCGAGCGCGUGCGCGUCGCGAUGGACUUUGAGAAGGAGUAUGUAGAGUGGACCCUGCGCGCGCCCGACGACGAGAAGAGGUGGACGCUGCCGGACGGGAAGAGCGUGGUCCCCGGCCGGCCGGUGGAGGUGAUGGCGGGCGAGGUGAUGUUCAACCACGCCAUCUUGGGGCUCGAUGUGCCCGAGUUCUACCACGGGGUCUGUUCGAGCGUGGCGAACGCCGGGGAGGGGUUUGGAGGCACGCUGUUGAGGAACAUGUUGCUGGCGGGUGGAAACACCAUGAUACCAGGCUACGGCGAGCGGCUUCAGAAGGAGCUGGAGAGGAUUCUUCCGAAAGACAAGGUUAACGUCAUUUCACCGCGCAACAGAAUUUACUCUGCUUGGAUAGGGGGCUCCAUCGUCAGUCAGCUUUCCACGUUCAAAAACAUGUGUAUUUCUAGAGAGGAGUACGACGAGACGGGUCCUGAGGUGGUCAACAGGAAAUGUCUCUAG
Molecule: messenger RNA, 1155 nt
Organism: Colletotrichum aenigma
Lineage: Eukaryota; Fungi; Ascomycota; Sordariomycetes; Glomerellales; Glomerellaceae
Gene: act-0
Product: actin
Exons: 6
Coding region: 1-1155 (384 amino acids)
Source: RefSeq, a predicted model, not a curated record